AUGGAGAUCGACCCCUACGCCGUUCUAGAAGUCGACAAAAGCGCUACCCCAAUAGAUAUCAAGAGGGCAUACAAGAAACUCUCCUUGAAACACCACCCGGAUAAGGUGCAACAGAAGGGAGGCGAAUUGGACGCAACCCUAUUCCCCAAAAUCCAGUUUGCGUACUCGAUUCUCUCAGAUGCAUCCAAAAGACAGCGCUACGAUGCCACAGGAUCUCUCGGUCUAGCUGGAGAUGACGAUGCAGACGGAUUUUUCGACUGGAAGGAGUAUUUCCAGUCAAUGACAGACAAAUUGACCAUAGACAUGAUCGAGGAGGAUCGCGCCAAGUACCAGGGCUCGGAGGAAGAGCGCGAGGACAUUUUGCAUAACUUCGCGUAUUAUGAGGGUGACUUCCUUCGACUCUUUGAGGUUGUGCCUCAUCUAGAGUUUGACGAAGCACAAGAAGCGCGGGCAUUUGAAAUAAUCGAAAAUGGCAUCGCAGAGGGUGCGCUUGAACUUGACAAGAAUAUGCGUAAAACAUGGGACAAAUAUAAGAAGUCACGCAAGACGAAGGUCAAGCAGCAGUUGAAAAAGAUGGCCAAGGAAGCACAGGAGGCAGAGAAAUUAUCCCGCAAACUUGGCCAGAAGAGAGCGUCGAGUGAAAACGACUUGCGUGCCAUGAUUCAGCGUAAGAAUGCCAAGGGUCUCGACAAUCUUAUAUCUAAUCUUGAGGCCAAGUAUGGUGGGAAGAAGCGGGACGUGCCUGAUGACGAGGAGUUUGCUAAGAUCCAGGAGAAGAUGAUGAAGAAAAAGAGACGGGCUUAG
Australozyma saopauloensis is the source of this 804-nucleotide messenger RNA. RefSeq lists its product as uncharacterized. The record is from RefSeq and is a predicted model, not a curated record. NCBI's taxonomy places the organism in Eukaryota, Fungi, Ascomycota, Pichiomycetes, Serinales, Metschnikowiaceae. Gene Ontology annotation, cellular component: cytoplasm; nucleus. Gene Ontology annotation, molecular function: heat shock protein binding. The transcript has a single exon. Bases 1 to 804 code for a protein of 267 amino acids.